Molecule: messenger RNA, 787 nt
Organism: Ricinus communis (castor bean)
Lineage: Eukaryota; Viridiplantae; Streptophyta; Magnoliopsida; Malpighiales; Euphorbiaceae
Product: thionin-like protein 2
Exons: 2
Coding region: 277-618 (113 amino acids)
Source: RefSeq, a predicted model, not a curated record
ACAAAGUCACUUGAAAAAAAAGGGUUAUAAAAAAGAGAAACAAAUAAUAUAUCCCUGUAGGCAGCUAACUAAAUAAUAUCAUCACAAAUACCUAGUUUCUUAAUUAUUGAUAAGAAUCUAGUUCACAUCCUUUAUACACCAACUUGCCAGUACCAAAAAAUUAAAAAAAAAAAAAGACCCCAUAUAAUAUUGGGACAUAGCUGUAGCUACAAAAGGAUACCAUUCAUCCACUUUGUCAUUUCCUCUCUUAUUUCAAGAAGAAAAGAAAAGGUAGAAAUGGAGGAGAGAAGAGCUAAGGCUUUUAUGGUGGUUUUGUUGGUGUUUAGCUUGCUUGUAGGGCAGUCUUAUGCAGCUUUCUCUGAAUGCUACAAGGAAUGUUUUCUUAUAUGUUUAAUCAUUUCUGGUGGCUGUUUAGAUUCCUGUGCUUUUAAGUGUCUCAAGGAUUGCAUAUUGCCAUUACCUGCUACUUCUUCUUCUUUGGAUGAUAAACAACAAAUCCAUGACUUCUGCAAGCUUGGCUGUGCUUCCUCUCUGUGCACCAAUCUCAGCUCCAAGAACGAUCCUGGGGAAAAGAAAGUGGGAAGCUGUGUGGAUUCUUGCUCAAACAGAUGCACCUAGCUUCCUGAGAACCCACUCACCCUGAAGAGUUUGGUGUUUUAAUCUGUAGUAACUGUUACUAUAUAUAUUUAUAUAUAUAUGUUUUUUAUUUUUCUUUUUCAAUCAAUUAAACGUUCACGGGUUCGCAUUUUAGAAUGACAAUGACAAAAUGUUUGAUUUUUUGUCUUAA